Messenger RNA from Xenopus tropicalis (tropical clawed frog), 2682 nucleotides. RefSeq names its product leucine rich repeat containing 8 VRAC subunit A (gene lrrc8a). Bases 201 to 2630 code for a protein of 809 amino acids. The transcript has 4 exons. The record is from RefSeq and is a predicted model, not a curated record. Gene Ontology annotation, biological process: transmembrane transport. Gene Ontology annotation, cellular component: endoplasmic reticulum membrane; lysosomal membrane; plasma membrane. Lineage: Eukaryota; Metazoa; Chordata; Amphibia; Anura; Pipidae.
UCUUUUAGGCAGGCCAGAUCCCGAAUUGAAGCGUAAUUUCCGGGGUGGGGCCUUGAACUGGUGCAUUGGAGUGUGAAGCUGAGGGACAGAGUGGGACUGGGUGAGGUGAAUGCGCUCCCAUGGAGCAGUGGAUCUACGCAUAUUGGGGUAUCUCUUAUACAUUCCACCUGUGGCGCAGAUAGCACAGCUAGAGGUGAGCCAUGAUUCCGGUAACAGAGUUGCGGUACUUUGCUGACACCCAGCCGGCUUACCGUAUCCUCAAACCAUGGUGGGACGUCUUCACGGACUACAUCUCCAUCGUCAUGCUUAUGAUAGCAGUGUUCGGGGGCACCCUGCAGGUCACGCAGGACAAGAUGAUCUGUCUUCCGUGCAAGUGGGUCACUCAUGACUCCUGCAAUGAUUCCUACCGGGCCUGGAAUGUGCCAGAGACAGAUCUCUAUACAAAUUCUACCCUGUCACCUCCACUUGCACCAGGACCCACAGGUAUUAAAUAUGACCUGGAUAGGCAUCAGUACAACUAUGUGGAUGCAGUGUGCUACGAGAACCGCUUGCACUGGUUUGCCAAGUACUUUCCCUACCUUGUCCUGCUGCACACGUUGAUCUUCCUGGCCUGCAGCAACUUCUGGUUCAAGUUCCCCCGUACAAGCUCAAAACUUGAGCAUUUCGUCUCCAUCUUGCUUAAAUGCUUUGAUUCUCCCUGGACCACCCGGGCCCUCUCAGAGACAGUCGUUGAAGAGAGUGACCCAAAGCCCACCGGAGGAAAGAUGAAUGGCUCAGUAGACAAAAAGUCCUCCACUGCAAGCGAAGAUGUGGAAGCAACAGUGCCUAUGCUCCAGAGGAGCAAGUCAAGGGUCGAGCAGGGGAUUGUGGACAGGUCAGAGACGGGUGUGCUGGACAAAAAGGAAGGAGAGCAAGCCAAAGCACUGUUUGAAAAGGUGAAAAAGUUCAGGACUCACGUGGAGGAAGGGGAUAUUGUGUACCGGCUGUACAUGCGUCAGACUAUCAUCAAAGUCAUUAAGUUCAUCAUUAUUUUGUGCUACACUGUGUACUACGUUAGCAGCAUUAAAUUCGACGUGGACUGCAAGGUGGACAUAGAGAGCCUGACUGGGUACCGGAUGUACCGAUGUGCCCACCCGCUGGCUACUCUCUUCAAGAUCCUGGCAUCUUUCUACAUCAGCCUGGUGGGUUUCUACGGCCUAGUCUGUGUUUACACUCUCUGGUGGAUGCUGAGACGUUCUUUAAAGAAGUAUUCCUUUGAGUCCAUCAGGGAGGAGAGCAGCUACAGCGACAUCCCCGAUGUCAAGAACGACUUUGCUUUCAUGCUGCACCUCAUAGACCAGUACGAUCCUCUCUACUCCAAGCGUUUUGCUGUGUUCUUGUCGGAGGUCAGCGAGAACAAACUUCGCCAGCUUAAUCUCAAUCACGAGUGGACCCUCGACAAACUGCGGCAGAGGAUCACAAAGAAUUCUCAGGAGAAACUGGAGCUGCAUCUUUUCAUGCUCAGCGGGAUACCUGACACGGUCUUCGACUUGGUAGAGCUGGAAGUGCUAAAACUCGAGUUAAUACCAGAUGUCACUAUCCCUCCAAGUAUUGCCCAGCUCACUGGCCUGAAAGAGCUAUGGCUGUACCACACAGCAGCUAAAAUUGAAGCUCCGGCUCUUGCCUUCCUGCGGGAGAACCUUAAGUCACUACACAUCAAGUUCACGGACAUCAAGGAGAUCCCCUUGUGGAUAUACAGCCUUAAGAACCUGGAGGAACUCCACCUGACUGGCAACUUGAGCGCAGAAAACAACCGGUACAUUGUUAUCGAUGGCCUCCGGGAGCUGAAGAGGCUCAAAGUUCUGAGAUUGAAGAGCAACCUUACUAAGCUGCCUCAGGUGGUGACAGACGUCGGGGUCCACUUGCAGAAGCUGUCCGUCAACAAUGAGGGAACAAAGCUGAUGGUUCUCAACAGUCUUAAAAAGAUGGUCAACCUGACUGAACUGGAGCUGGUGCGCUGUGACUUAGAGAGAAUUCCUCACUCUAUCUUCAGCCUUCACAACCUGCAAGAGAUUGACUUGAAGGACAACAAUUUAAAGACCAUUGAAGAGAUCAUAAGCUUCCAGCACCUGCACCGGCUCACAUGCCUGAAGUUAUGGUACAAUCACAUAGCCUAUAUACCCAUUCAGAUCGGCAAUCUGGCUAGCCUUGAACGGCUCUACCUGAACCGCAACAAGAUAGAGAAAAUCCCCACCCAGCUCUUCCUGUGCCGCAAGCUUCGGCAUCUAGACCUGAGCCACAAUUCCCUCAGCAGCAUCCCGCCAGAAAUUGGCCACCUGCAGAGCCUGCAGUACCUUGCUGUAACCGCCAACCAUAUUGAAAACCUGCCGGCCGAGCUGUUCCUGUGCAAGAAGCUCCGUACGCUCAACUUGGGUAACAACGUUUUGCAGUCUCUGCCUUCCCGAGUGGGUGAGCUCACCAACCUAUCCCAGGUGGAGCUUCGGGGUAACCGCUUAGAGUACCUGCCGGUGGAGCUGGGUGACUGUCACCUUCUGAAGCGCAGCGGCCUUGUAGUAGAAGAAGACUUGUUCAACACUCUUCCCCUGGACGUUAAAGAGAAGCUUAGCCGGUCAGAAAAGGAGCAGGUGUGAAAGCGAGACAUGGUGAGGGCGUCUGCACUGACAAACAAACAAAAGGGAAACA